Messenger RNA from Chrysemys picta bellii (western painted turtle), 1870 nucleotides. RefSeq names its product alkaline ceramidase 1 (gene ACER1). The record is from RefSeq and is a predicted model, not a curated record. Gene Ontology annotation, biological process: ceramide catabolic process; sphingosine biosynthetic process. Gene Ontology annotation, cellular component: endoplasmic reticulum; membrane. Lineage: Eukaryota; Metazoa; Chordata; Testudines; Emydidae.
CAAACUGCAAAAUGGAAACAACUUCAAAGGUUUUGUUUUGGUGAAAAGUGUCAUUUUUUUUUAAAGCAGCUAUACCAGUAAAUCCGAAGAGGACAGCCCCUAUCAUAUCAAUGGCAAAUAAAAGAUUAUAAUGUUUGUGUGCAUAUGCAUGCGGGCACAGAGGGUUCGAAAUGGUUUCUGAUUACAGCUGCAUCUACUUUUCCAGCUCACGUUCUCCAUCCCUCCCCACACCCUUCUGGCUUAGAGAUUUAAACCCUCCAGCCAACAUGUUCUCUUUGGCAGGCACAUUGGAAGGUCUGGACGGAGGGUGCUGCUUUCUCCUCUAGAGGCGUUCCCCAGAGACGGAGCAAAAGUGAGUUCAUGCUUCCUGGCUUCCUCAAUGACCUCACACAGUGGGUGCUCCUUCAGAACUAGAGCGGCAGGGCAGGUUGUAAGUGACUCCAGGAUUGCCAGAAGCACCUUGCGGCUCUUGAUAUCUGGCUGCUCAGUGUGACAGCAGCUUUGGGUGGUGUGAGGGGAAGUACAGGUAAGACCCAGCUUAAGAAGCAAACAGCAGAGGGAGCCCAAACAUGCCGAGCAUAUUCACCUAUCUCACCUCCGAAGUCGACUGUUGUGAAGGCAACUUUGAGCACUCUGAGGUCAUCGCGGAGUACUACAACACGAUCAGCAAUGUGAGUUUCUUCCUCCUUUUCCCCAUCUUGCUGUACCUGAAUCACCAAUAUGUCCAGCAGCGCCCCCUGUCCGCCUAUAGCCUCUCCAUCAUGCUCCUAUUAAUAGGUAUUUUCUCUACCUACUAUCACCUGACCCUGAGCUAUGUGGGACAGCUGCUGGAUGAGCUCUCCAUCCUCUGGACACUCGCCUUGACGUACACCUUUUGGAUCCCGAAAUGUUACUUCCCGGGAUUCAUCAAGGACAGGACUCAGUUUGUCUGUCUGGUCGGCAUCGUCACCCUGAUGUCAUUCAUCCAACCAGCCUUCAACGCUUAUCUGCUCAACAGCAUUUCCCUCCAUCUCCUGUACUUAACAUCUCAGGAGCUGAAAAAGUGCAGUAACCCACGUGUUCACCGCAUAGCUGCGUCCAUGGUCAUGUGGUGGGUGCUAGCCAUUAGCUGCUGGUUAAGCGACAAGUGGUUCUGUGGAUUUUGGCAGAGGAUCAACUUCUGUUACCUUCACAGUUUCUGGCAUGUACUGAUAUCCAUCACUCUCCUCUAUUGCUGUCCCUUGUUUAUCUACUUCGAUUCUCGGUACGAGAUUCCUGCCUUUGAACCGGAGCUGAAGUACUGGCCUAGUGACUCCUGGCCAAUCGCACUGCCCUAUCUUGCUCUGAGGACACCUUACAAACGGUGUUAGGGCGAGGUGCUGCAGUUCAGAUCCCUGGUGUAUAUUGGGACUGGGAGGGGGAGGAGUGAUAGAGCACAGCCAUUUUCUGCUAAAAUACCAAAAUCUCUCUCUGUGUUGUUUUGAAUGGCUGUUUGGGUGUCACCAUGGUGAUUGGGGUGCAGCGCCUGAUGCUGGAGACUGACUGUGAAGUCUUCACAGUCGGAAGAAUCCAAUGUUUUCCUGAGGUCACACUGUGCACUGAUCUCCAGUGAGAGGGGGUGACCCCUGCUGGAGGAAUCACACUAAUAAAACCGAAGCCAAAGUGCUGGCAACUGGCUAUGGGGCUGCUAUGAUUAACAUUAUUGUUAUUUAUUGAUGUAUAUGAUACCUCUCAGGAGUGUUGUGUAUUAAAGCUAUAGACACUGAUGAUUGCCGGAACACAUCUCUGUACCUAACUUCACACCCCUUGUCUGCGAGUCACUUGGACAAAGAUUUCCACCAAAGCCUCCGUCUGCCAUCUGAUCCUGAGAGGGCGAGGUUUUCGAAGUGCU